Penicillium waksmanii is the source of this 2421-nucleotide messenger RNA. RefSeq names its product pentatricopeptide repeat protein. Gene Ontology annotation, molecular function: protein binding. Bases 1 to 2421 code for a protein of 806 amino acids. The transcript has 2 exons. Lineage: Eukaryota; Fungi; Ascomycota; Eurotiomycetes; Eurotiales; Aspergillaceae. The record is from RefSeq and is a predicted model, not a curated record.
AUGCCUCCUCUCAAUAGGUUCCCCAGCUCGUCGAGCCCGCGAAAUUCCUCCAACCAGGUCGCGGGCGAGCUCCUCUUCUCUCCUUCGAUGCAACACCCAAAGCCCUCUCCGUCCCGUGUCUCUAUACGCCGAUUCUCCUCUCGUCAUACCCGUCCAUCUAUCGUCUCGGUAGCGGACCUGUUUGUUGGUUCGCUCAUCCUGGCUGGUUACUGCCAUGAUCACUCGCCCCGGUGUCGCAAUCUGUCUGCGAUACCGCCGAGGAUACCAGGAAGUCAAUUGCGAACCUACCGCCGUGAAAGUGUCACGGAUGGUGACAAUCUCUCAACUCCAAAGCCGUGGGCAUACCGGGAGGAAGGAUUCCGAGGGCGCGUCAACAAGCUCGGCAUCCCCGACAAAAGCAAAUCGCUACUAACAAUUUGGCAUCAAUACUUCGAUCCGAAAACACCUAAUCACCCCUCACACCCCGACAACCAACUAUCAGACGUCCAUCACGAACCAAAUACCCCCGAAGAACCCCUUUCCUACGACGAGAGAAGAUAUCUUUCGACCGCCAGUGUAUAUAGGAAGAUCCUCGGGGAGGAAUACGACUGGCAAGAAGCUGUGAAACUCGUACUACCACAUCCGCACCCCCCAAGGCUUGCAGAAGGCAAAUACGAUUACGAUGUCGACAGUCCCUCCGUUGCGGAACUCAUUGAAGCCGUUCAUUCCAACCCGAAAAACACUUCCCAAUACCUCUUUUCACUCUAUCGAAAUAUACCUUCACCAGGAGUCGAGAAGUUACCCGCGCGCACCCGUGGUGCCCUCCUUCGGCAGAUGGCCAACCCUCCGAAUCGCCGACCUGUUGAUAUUCGUCGCUAUCUAGCAUUGGUGGACGACAUGAUCGCUUGUGACAUUCCCAUGUCGCGCUCCCUGUGGACUACAGCUAUUUCUUUCGCUGGUCGACGUUCAGGCAAGGGAAGGACCAAGAAGAAAAAUAUAGUUCGAGCUAUUGGACUGUGGCAACAAAUGGAGCAUUAUGCCAACAUUGAAGCUGACGAAGUGGUUUUCAACGUCCUAUACGAUUCAGCCAUCAAAGCUGGUGCGUUCAGCAUUGCCGAACGCCUCGAGAAGGAGAUGGUUAAGCGAAGAAUUCCCUCCACGCGCUAUUCCCUCAUCCCCAAACUCAACUACCACGCAGAACGUCAAGACUUAGAAGGGAUCAGUCGCACUUUUGAUCGUUUCGUUCAGUCUGGAAACCUUGUCGACACGGUUAUUUUGAAUGGCUUGUUAUCUGCAUUCCUCAAAGCCGGUGAUACUGAGACUGCAGAGGGGAUUUAUGAGCGCAUGCUGCUAGCACAAAACACCAGGAAAGAUACUGGUUUGCCAGCAGAUGUCACGGGUCACUCGCUCUCAACGCGGUUUGAAAUUUAUCGAUCGACCACCAAGCGGCUGGGCCGCUUGCUGAAGCUAUCCGAUGCCCUCAAGGAUCCCCUUCCCAACCACUACCGUGCUUUCCAAGAAGCGCUUCCUCUGACGCCCGAUACUCGCACAUUCCAUAUCCUCCUUCGACAUUACGCCAUCACUACUGGCCGUUUUGACAAAGUUCUCUAUAUCAUUCGUGACAUGGAGAAUACAUUCAAAUCCCCACCCCGCCACAUGAUCUAUAGCACCCUAUUUGAAGGGUUCAGUAUCCACGGCAAGACCAAGAAGCAGACAUGGACUGCAAAUCGGCUUUGGUUGCUUUGGCACUCAUACGUAUGGGCGUUGAUCGACUCGAGGAAAUCACAGGACAGAUUUCUCCCCAGGAUUUUUAACUUCGGGAGACCUGGCCAACCGUUCAAUACAUGGGUCAACCCGUUUGCGGAUGAAAUGGAUUCCGUCGAGGCCGAGACCAAGGCCAAGAGCGCAGAUGAGAAGGCGGACGUGGCUCAAACAAAGGGGAGACCACCUACAAUACAGAACAAGGCCGAGGCGACCGACGAGCUCUAUAUGUCUUUGCCAUCCACGAAUCCGAACCCGGAGCAAAACACGAGUGAGAAGUUCGGAACUGAAAUGAACUUCAUUGAGAGCCAUGCACACGCGGAGCCCUAUGAUCAAUCAGGAAUGAAGGGCAAAGGAGGUCUCAUCAAGCAGGAACUCAGCAUGGAAGAAUACCAGCGGUCCGAAUACCUCCUCAAUUCCAAGUAUCUGGACAACGACCUUCAAGAUCCCGAAGUUGAACACGCCUCGCGGCUCGAGGGCAGUGUUGAAAACGGGGUUUUCGUCGGUCGUUCGACCAUCCUUCAUGUUCUACGUGCGUUCGGCACUUGCACCCACCCCGAGGAUGUCAUCGAGGCAUGGGAACAAAUGCAGCAGCUCUGGGACCCCUUUCACCGAAAUGCAGUGGAUGUGGCUAUCAUCAGGGACGAGCUUGAACGCCAGCUUCAGAAACAUUCCCUUUAG